CCUCUCAGCACAUGACAACAUUUUAACGAGACGCUGACAAAAACACUUUUAUACAAUAUCUUGAACGAUUAAUAAGUUUCAGACGCCAUCCAGCCUGUAUGAGAAAAUGACCGUAAUCCUGCGACUUCAAGGCCUGGAUGAGAAGGCAGACGCUGAUGAUAUACGAUCGUUCUUCAAGUCUCUGCACAUCCCUAAAGGGGGGAUUUACAUCGUGGGAGGAAGUCUCCGUGAGGCCUUUAUUGCAUUUAACACCGAAAGAGAGGCACAGCUCGCCAUGAUUCAAACUGGAGAGGCCAUUAAAGGGUCUAAGGUGAUUCUGAAGAAAAGCAGCAUGGCACAGCUGGAGCACAGAUUGGAGACAUUAAUAAAAACAAAGAAGUCUCGGCACACUGUGUUGAAGCCACAGCCGCAAUCUGAUUCAAAUAGUACAUCAAGUCAUCAUGAGGAUAAUACUGCAAUACCUUCUGCUGCACGUUCACCUAAUCUGGAUACAGCUAAUUUACCACACACAAACAAUCAGGAGUCGUGUGCCAGUACUUCAAAUGUUCCUGCAUCAAAUGAAAACCCUAUAGAUUCUGGCACUGCAUUUCUUCUUGGAAUUUGUACAGUCCUUAAAGGUCUCCAGUCAUCACAAACUACAAUACCAGGAGUUGAUUUUAAUGCGAACAAGCGCACAUUACCUGAAGAGGUGGAGACGCCAGAAGAAACGAAGCCAGGUUAUGUCCGGUUAUUUGGUCUGCCAGAGUCUACUACAAAGGAAGAUAUUUGCCAAUUCUUCAAAGGGUUGACUGUACAGGAAGCCAUAGUGAAUGUUAGGUUGGGGCCCAGUCGUGGUUGUCUAGUGAUGUUCACAAAAAUGCGAGAUGCAUUUGAUGCCCUGCACUUCAACAAACGGUUACUUGGCUCCAUCUGUGUGGAAGUACGUGGAGCGGAUGAAAAAAUGUGGCUAAGUGCCCUCGAAGAAUGCAAAAAUGCUUUAGAAGUUUUGGUUAGAAACGACCCUAGGCAACGCAUAAAGGAAAGUGCAAACAAGGACUCUGUGCUGCAGCUCAAGAGGAAAACUGCCAAACCGUUUCCACUGAAACCAUCAAAAAGGCAUAAAAAUGAUGCUCUUUCAAAUACUUGGAUACCACAGUCAAAGGAGUACAUUGUCAUGGUCAGCAAUCUACCUUGUACUAUGACAAAAACUGAGAUUAAAGAAUUGUUUCAGUGUCCAAACCUUUCACACACAAAUGUGCUUCAUCUGCUUGAUCAAAGUAGCAGCAGGACAGAUAAAGCCUUUCUUAUGUUCAACAGCGUUGAGGACUUUGACUACGCAAUGAAUCUCUCUGGUUGCCAUGUGGGCUCUGAUACCAUUGAGGUCUCAUCAAUCACCAGAAAGGACAUGACCAAAAUGCUCUCAAAAGAUCGCACAAAAGUAUCAAAGGUCUGGUCUGACAGAUCCAAGAACGUUUAGCAGAAGGGAAUUCGAUUCAGCUGCGCCGGAAGAAUUGCCAAACAAAAACCUGGACCAAGCCGUUCA
Messenger RNA from Nematolebias whitei (Rio pearlfish), 1522 nucleotides. RefSeq names its product RNA binding motif protein 12Ba (gene rbm12ba). The transcript is spliced from 2 exons. Bases 107 to 1456 code for a protein of 449 amino acids. NCBI's taxonomy places the organism in Eukaryota, Metazoa, Chordata, Actinopteri, Cyprinodontiformes, Rivulidae. Gene Ontology annotation, molecular function: RNA binding. The record is from RefSeq and is a predicted model, not a curated record. Gene Ontology annotation, cellular component: ribonucleoprotein complex; nucleoplasm. Gene Ontology annotation, biological process: regulation of RNA splicing.